AUGAAGAUUGACUUCACCUUUGGCCGCAAGGACAUCAGCGCCCUCGUCUGGGGGAAGCCAGACCCACCAGAUCUAUUGGAUCAACCCGGAUCUAGGGCCAAGGACGCGCUGUCUUGGUACUGGUCAAAGCAUAUACCUACUGCUGCUAUGAUGUGA
Molecule: messenger RNA, 156 nt
Organism: Puccinia triticina
Lineage: Eukaryota; Fungi; Basidiomycota; Pucciniomycetes; Pucciniales; Pucciniaceae
Exons: 2
Coding region: 1-156 (51 amino acids)
Source: RefSeq, a predicted model, not a curated record